Molecule: messenger RNA, 2012 nt
Organism: Panicum virgatum (switchgrass)
Lineage: Eukaryota; Viridiplantae; Streptophyta; Magnoliopsida; Poales; Poaceae
Product: transcription factor MYB16-like
Exons: 2
Coding region: 355-1638 (427 amino acids)
Source: RefSeq, a predicted model, not a curated record
GCCGCGCGGCGCAGCACCAACACGCCCCCCAGUUGAUCAGUGUGCGUCGCUUUCUCGCUUGGGCUGGGCACCCUGCUCACUGGCGCACUGGCACUGCUGCUGCAGCAGCUGCGCUCGUAGUCACUCACAGUGCCCCGGCCUGCUGCUAAAAGGGGGAGGAUCCCUCGCAGUCAAUUGCCCUGAUCCUGGGUGUGGGGUAUUAAGGGGAAGGAGUGAGGAGCGAGGUUGGAGUUGAAGUGCCGUGUGAGUGACCGAGUGGGAGAGCAAGAAGAUCAGCCGAGAGGAGUGGUGGUGGUGGUGCACAGUGCUCAAGAGUCAAGACUCGGCCGGUGCUCGGAGACGGGCGGGCGGGCGAUGGGGCGAUCGCCGUGCUGCGAGAAGGAGGGGCUGAAGAAGGGGCCGUGGACGCCGGAGGAGGACCGGAAGCUGCUCGCCUACAUUGAGCAGCACGGCCACGGCUGCUGGCGCUCGCUGCCCGCCAAAGCCGGUGAGCUAGCUUCAAUUUUGCAGCAUUCUGCGACGGUGAUCUUCGUCUCGCUCGUUACUGACGUGCAUGCGAAAAAUGGCCGUGGCAGGGCUGCAGCGGUGCGGCAAGAGCUGCCGGCUCCGGUGGACGAACUACCUCCGGCCGGACAUCAAGCGGGGCAAGUUCAGCCUGCAGGAGGAGCAGACCAUCAUCCAGCUCCACGCGCUGCUCGGCAACAGGUGGUCGGCGAUCGCGACGCACCUGCCGAAGCGCACCGACAACGAGAUCAAGAACUACUGGAACACGCACCUCAAGAAGCGGCUGGCCAAGAUGGGCAUCGACCCGGUCACGCACAAGCCGCGCUCCGACGCGCUCGGCGCGGGCGGCGGCGCCGCGGGCGCGCAGCACGCCAGGGCCGCCGCGCACCUCAGCCACACGGCGCAGUGGGAGAGCGCGCGGCUCGAGGCCGAGGCGCGCCUGGCGCGCGAGGCCAGGCAGCGCGCGCUCGCCGCGUCCGCCUCCGUCUCGGCGCCGCGCGCGCCGCCGGGCCCCUCCGCCGCCGCGCACGGGCUCGAGUCGCCCACGUCCACGCUGAGCUUCUCCGAGAGCGCGGCGCUCGCCUCGGUACUGGAGGCGCACGGUGCGGCGGCGGCCGCCGCGCGCGCCGCCAUGGAGCCCAUGCAGGCGUACGAGGAGGCGUUCAAGGAGCAUGUGCAGCAGCAGUGGGGCGAUCACGUGGUGGUCCAUGCCGCCGACGCUGCCUUCGCCGGGGCGGGGUUCACGGGGCUGCUUCUCCACGGCGCCUUGAACCAGCAGGACCUGAGGCCGGCCGCCGGCAGGCACGACGCGGACGCGGACGCCGGGCUGCAGGAGACGGAGGAGGAGAAGAACUACUGGGACAGCAUACUGAACCUGGUAAACUCGUCGUCGGUGUCGCUGCCGACGUCAGUCGUGGUGCCCGCGCCCGAGGCGUACUCGUCGUCAGCGUCGUUGCAGACGUCAGUCGUUGUGUCCACGCCGGAGGCGUACUCAUCGUCGGCGUCGUUGACAAGGUCAUUCGAGGUGCCCGCGCCCAACCCGUACUCGCCGGCGCCGGCGCCGGAGUUCUGACUGGUGGGCCCUCAACAUGUUCGCCUGCAUCAAGCCGGGCGAAUGACACAGUAAAUAGCUAGCGAGGGAUUUCGAAAUAAUAGUAUUGAACUACUAAUGUUGAUUGUUAAAUCGCGUUCUUGCGUUAAUCUGACAGUAAACGUGUGGGCAAGAUGGUUGUACCGAAUUUAGAGUCUGCUACUCCUACUCGUUCUGUAGGUCAAGUUUCUCGUGACUGUAGAAGAGUGACCAGAGCGUCUCAUAUUUGCUCCGUAAUUCGACAACCAUCUUCAUCAGCAAUAUAGUGGAGACAUAGUCGAAAUGGGAAGAACACCUUUUUUUUGUUGGCACUGUGUAUACCUGAGGAUCCAAGAUGAACUGUUCAAGCUCGUAUGUUGUAUGCUAUAGUACUGAUUUUGUACAGUGUAGUAUAUUGGUCAUGUUAUUUUGGAUUAAA